Messenger RNA from Hevea brasiliensis (rubber tree), 2110 nucleotides. Its product is annotated as glutathione synthetase, chloroplastic. The record is from RefSeq and is a predicted model, not a curated record. The transcript has 12 exons. Gene Ontology annotation, cellular component: cytosol. Gene Ontology annotation, biological process: glutathione biosynthetic process. Lineage: Eukaryota; Viridiplantae; Streptophyta; Magnoliopsida; Malpighiales; Euphorbiaceae. Bases 179 to 1867 code for a protein of 562 amino acids. Gene Ontology annotation, molecular function: ATP binding; glutathione synthase activity; glutathione binding.
UCCAAAAAAUAAAGCUAAGCAUGGCGUAAUCAAGGUUCAAGGACGCUUCGGCACUCUCACAAACAAAUCAACAAGCUGCUUUGCUUCCAAUCCCACAAUUCAAUUCAUAAUUCUUCUCUGUAUUGGGCCGCCUUGAAGUCUUAUAGUAUCAUUCAGACCACCAAUAAAAAAGGUCCAAAUGGGUGCUGCCCAUUCCUCUGCUACCUGUCUCUCUUCCCCUGCCACUACUAACAUCCCUCGUUGCUAUCUUUUCCAUCGCGUAUCAAAACCAAGCUCAAAUUCUUCUUCCAUUCCCACCAUUUAUCUUCAUCUUCAGAAACCCACUAGCAAUUUUAUUUCCCAAAACCAUUAUUCACUUAAAUCUCCCUGUUCAUCUUCAAAGAUCGUGCCUUUGAGUUGUGCAAGAGUAAGGUUGAUGGAGACCCAAGAAGGAAGUGCUUCAAAACCCGUAAUUGAUUUUCAUGGCAUCGAUGAAGAAUUGAUUCAAAAGAUGGCUUACGAUGCGCUUGUUUGGAGUUCUCUCCAUGGUCUUGUUGUUGGUGAUAAAAGUGUUCAGAGAUCAGGAAAAGUACCCGGUGUGGGGAUGGUACAUGCUCCAUUUGCCUUGCUGCCAGUGGCAUUCCCAGAAAAUCACUGGAAGUCAGCAUGUGAAGUUGCUCCUGUAUUCAACGAACUCAUUGAUCGUGUUAGUUUGGAUGGAAAUUUUCUGCAGGAUUCGUUAUCCAGAACAAAGAAAGUAGAUGUUUUUACAUCAAGACUUUUAGAUAUUCAUUCCAAGGUGCUAGAAAUGAACAAAACAGAGGAAAUACGAUUGGGUUUACAUCGCUCUGAUUACAUGCUUGAUGAACAAACUAAAUUACUCCUCCACAUAGAGAUAAAUACAAUUUCCUCUUCGUUUCCUGGCCUCAGUUGUCUUGUCAGUGACCUUCACAGGAGCUUGCUUAAGCGUUAUGGAGAACACCUUGGAUUAGAUUCCAAAAGAAUACCAAGCAACACUACUGUUAAUCGGUUUGCAGAUGCGCUGGCUAAAGCUUGGACUGAGUAUAAUAACCCUAGGGCUGCAGUUAUGGUUGUUGUUCAGCCUGAGGAGCACAACAUGUAUGACCAACAUUGGCUUUGUGCUGCAUUGAAGGAAAAACAUAAUGUAACAGCUAUUCGGAAAACAUUGGCAGAAAUUGAUAAAGAAGGGGAACUUCUACCAGAUGGAACACUCCUUGUAGGUGGACAAGCAAUUGCAGUGGUUUAUUUUAGAACUGGGUAUGCACCAACUGAUUAUCCUUCAGAAGCAGAAUGGAGAGCUAGGCUACUCAUGGAGCAGUCAUUAGCCAUCAAGUGUCCGUCCAUAUCUUAUCAUUUGGCAGGCACCAAGAAGAUUCAACAAGAGCUUGCAAAGCCUAAUGUGCUUGAGAGAUUUCUCGAGAAUAAGGAGGAUAUCACCAAGUUGCAAAAAUGCUUUGCUGGCUUGUGGAGUUUGGAUGACUCAGAUAUUGUCAAAAGAGCCAUUGAGAGACCUGAAUUGUUUGUGAUGAAGCCACAAAGAGAAGGCGGAGGGAACAAUAUCUAUGGGGAUGAUGUGAAGGAAAACCUUCUAAGGUUGCAGAGGGAAGGAAAUGAAGAAGAUGCUGCUUACAUCCUUAUGCAACGAAUAUUUCCAAUUGUUUCCCCGAUGUUUUUGGUGCGUAAUGGCAUUUGUCAUAAAGAUCAUGCAGUAUCAGAACUUGGAGUAUACAGUGCUUACUUGAGGAACAAGGAUAAAGUUAUUAUAAAUGACCAAUGUGGAUACCUUAUGCGAACAAAGGUGUCAUCAUCAAAUGAAGGUGGAGUUGCAGCUGGAUUUGCAGUCUUAGAUAGCAUGUACUUGACUUGAUGGAGCAAAUGCUUCAUAAUUGACUCACACAGAGGUUACAGUUCAUCAACAACCAAAUUUGAUAUAACGGGUUUUCCCUUGCAGUUCUCGGAGGAGGGAUUGACAUGGAGGACUUCCCUUUUGUUUUUAUUGUUUCAUUGGCAAUGCAAUGUAAUUUUGAUGAUUUUCCAGUAUUGUUGCGUUUCAUGGAUGUCUUGUGUGACUAUAUUGCCAAAUAAAAUUUGAAUAACUUCCUCUAAUUCA